UGCUCCUUCAGUCCACACGGCGGGACACGAGACAGAGGAGCGAGGCGCCACGAAUCUGCCGAAAAACACCGAGCGCGAGGGAACUUUACAGAGCCGCUGUCAUUCGGACGCGCGAGGAAUAACGAUAAACCCGCGGCGGUCACUGGCGGUCGAUGCGGUCCGUUUCUGAACAGUCUGCGCUCUGUCUGAGGGUUUAACAAAGGUGGGAGACGCGUCUGCUGUCCCCUAUCACCGGGGGGAAGGUCCAGAGAAGAGCGUAGACAGAAUAAGAGAUGAGAAUCUUUACAAAAGUGUUAAAAUGUUUGUAGGGUAAUGCAAAAUUCACAGCUUGGCCAACAGAUAUGAUCUUUAAAGCGAGCCGGUUUGGGGUCAUGCAACAAGUAUAAAUGCACAUUGAUGAGCAGAGGGAGACAGGCUGGCGAAGGCGAAAGAAGUGGAUGUUUUGAGGGGAGCAGGAGAGGACUGUGUGCAGGAGAUGUCUCUGUGGAUGAUAUUACCCGUCAGCCUCCCAGCUCUCACCAUCACUGGAAUAUGGGUCGUGUAUGCCAUGGCCUUGUACAACCAGCAUGUCUGUCCUGUGGACAACUGGAUGUAUAACCAGUCAUGUGAGGUGGAUCUGCCAUUGCAGAGGGGACCGACCAUGUGCUGUACUCUGGACAAUGUUCCUCUUAUAAGUAAAUGUGGCACACUUCCUCCAGAGAGCUGCUUCUUCAGUCUCAUCUGCAGCACUGGAUCCUUUAUGGUGAUGGUGAUAGUGUUGUUACGCUAUGCCCAUGUGAUAGAGAAGCACCAGAACUGUGUGUUAAACACAGCAAGUCUCUCCACCGGCUGGAUCUGUGCUGCAGGUCUCAUCAUGGUCGGCAACUUCCAGGUGGAUAACGCUAAGGUUCUUCACUAUGUUGGAGCAGGGGUAGCCUUCCCCACCAGUAUGCUGUUUGUGUGUCUUCAGUCUGCGCUGACUUACCGUCUGGCCAAGACUCAGGGAGAAUAUAAUAUGGGUCAUUUGCGUCUCUUUAUGACCCUGCUGGCCUUUGUGGCCCUGGUGCUCAGCGGGGUGUUUUUUGUCCAGGAGAGUUUUGUCCUGCAACAUGCAUCGGCCAUUUUCGAGUGGGUGUUCUGUGUCAUUAUUAUGCUGUUCUACGGCACGUUCGCUUUUGAAUUCGCCGGGAUAUCUAGUGACACGAUGAUGGUGCUGGCCCGAGGGCAAUCUCUACAGUCCGUGGCCGAGACCACAAGAUGGAGUCUCUCGCUGGGGCAGCCAGCACCAGCCUGAGAGCCUGUCCAUGCUGUAACCUCAGUGUCCCGUAUCUCUCUCAACACUACGAAAAAAAACACUGUAACCGAAGAGGGAAAGUUACAGAAACUGGACGUGGCUCUCGUACACCUUUGCCAAAGGAACCAGCUCAGAUUUUGCACAUUUUUGAGAGACUUCUUCGCUCUGGGGGGACCUUUUGAAUCGCACAGCUUCCAAGCUGGAAACAACAAAGAUCAUUGCCUGGAUGUAUUGGAGUUUCCAUUAGAUCUUAUUGGGAUUUUUAAGUAUCUGCGUUACUUGGAUAAAGAGACUACAGACUGCUAGUUGGCAAAAUUACACGUCCAUUGGUGAAACCAGAGGACCGCUACGUCAAUGGUGUAGUAAACUAAACCCGAAGCCUUUUGCAACUGUCAGCACUCAAGCAUUUUAACGUAGUGCCUCAAAACAAAUGUUAUUGUGCCAAUUCCAUACAGUGCAAGGCAGUGGAUCCCAAAAUGCUGAUGUUUUCCGUGCCUUUAUUUUUUUUCCAAAGUCAGAGAUGGUUAAAUAACAUUUUAUUGUCACUUAUAUCUGCUGUCUGCUAACCGAUCAAGGUGUUUCAUUUUGCCUUAAUCGCCAUAUGCUGUCUGAAAUGUAUUUUCCAGGAGCUUGUCAUUACCGAUGUGCCUUAAACCAAAAACCAAAUACUGAUAUUUAAUAGAGAUCUAUGUCCAUAGUCUAGGCGUGUAUUUUUUUUGAUACGUAGCAAAUAUUAUGCUGGUUGUAAACAACUAAGCUGAACGAGAUCAGCAAAAACCUCUCGUGAAACAGGAGCAUAAGCUUAUCACAUUAAGUCGCCAGUAGUUGGUGCCAUUCCAGAUGUCAUGUUAGAGUCUAUGAGUAUUGUACAUUGUGACCAAAUGUAAUUGAGAAGAGAGCUUGUCCUGAGGUCGGUGUGAUCAU
Messenger RNA from Puntigrus tetrazona (Sumatra barb), 2197 nucleotides. RefSeq names its product transmembrane protein 150A-like. Bases 476 to 1273 code for a protein of 265 amino acids. The record is from RefSeq and is a predicted model, not a curated record. The transcript is spliced from 9 exons. NCBI's taxonomy places the organism in Eukaryota, Metazoa, Chordata, Actinopteri, Cypriniformes, Cyprinidae.